CCUGGCACUAUAUGAAUCAGUCCUUUCAGUGGAGUAAUAGCUCACGCCUUCCACGUGUGUAAAGUUUAUCCGAGAAGCCAAAACAGCAGAAAAGAAGAUGUCUGAAGCUGGCAGGAAAAACCCCAAUUACAAUAGUGUGACUAUGAAAGUCUACAGAAAGUUUAAACAUAAAGUAGCUCUGAAGAACAGCCUGGCAAAAGAAACACUCUCUGAGUUUUUCGCCACAUGUUUACUGAUAAUUCUUGGCUGUGGUUGUGUUGCAACCUCUGUUCUUAGCAAUAGAUCAUCAGAUGCCUACCUCACAAAUAACCUGGGCUUUGCAAUGGCAGUGACUAUAGCAGUGUAUGUCGCUGGAGGGGUAUCAGGUGGCCAUAUAAACCCGGCAGUUUCCUUUGCCAUGUGUUUAACAGGAAGACUAAAGUGGGCUAAGUUUCCUUUCUAUGUAAGUGCACAGUUUUUAGGUGCAAUGGCUGGAUCUGCAGCAAUUUUUGGCAUCUAUUAUGAUGCACUAUAUAAUUACACAGGAGGGAUCCUUACAGUUGAUGGUCCAAAUGCCACUGCAUACAUUUUUGCAACAUAUCCACAACCCUAUCUGUCUAUUUUGGGUGGUUUUGCAGAUCAGGUGAUGUCUACUGCUCUCCUACUCAUUGGAGUAUUUGCAAUAUUUGACAACAAGAAUUUGGGAACGCCUAAGGGGCUAGAACCAAUUGCGGUUGGGCUUCUCAUUCUGCUUUUAGGAUUGUCACUUGGAAUGAAUUCUGGAUGUGCAAUGAAUCCUGCAAGAGAUUUGGGACCAAGGAUUUUCACUGCUAUGGCUGGAUGGGGCAUGGAUGUAUUCACAUAUGGAAAUAACUGGUGGUGGGUUCCUGUCGUGGGGCCUAUGGUUGGAGCAGCCAUUGGUGCCUUCAUUUAUGUGCUCUGUAUAGAAGCUCAUUGCAGUGAUUACAUCAUAGAAGAUGCCCAUAAUAGCCUGGAAGUAGAUCAUUAUGAAAAACAGGAAUUUACCAACAUGGCGUGAUAUGCCCACUUGGACUAAUCUAACCCUUUGUUUGGACUUGGGAGUCAAAUACUGCCUUGUGGUGUUACCACAACCACCUACCAAUAUAAGCUCAUCUAAGGAAUACAACAUUUUACUGUGAUGAAGCACAUAUAACAGCCACAAUAUUACCAGCUCACUUUGAAAAGGAAAAUGUUCGCUUUUUUUAAUGGCUUUCAUUUUACAUUUUAUUCUUAGCCAUCAUUCACACAGAUAAAAGUACUGCGCCAUAAUCAUAUGACCUCUUAAUUGCUGGGACAUAAAUCCCAUGUGUUAAUGAAGCACUAAUGGACCAUACACUGGGUCACGAAGGUGUUUGCAGGUGAUUGGUCUUGUCAUGCAUUAAUGUGUAAUAGCUGUGAUCAAUCAUCAGUACCAUUAAAAUAUGCUACCUGGUAAAAUGAUUUUAUUGUCAGGGGCCAACAGCUUUACGUCAAUCGGAUAUUGUUCCCCAUCUAAAAGGAAAUGUAUUUUACAUUGCCAUUAAUUUUGCUGCAAGAAGGGGCAAACUAUGAAGCAAUAAACCCACUGUGCUCAGGAUUACUAGGAACUGCCAAGCCAUUCAAUGGCCCAACCUUAAUUAGCUCUAAUGAGCUUUCUUCCUUUCUUUAUCUAUCAAACUCAAGUACCUCAACUAUAUGUCCUCUCCUGUCUGUGGUAUCACUAGCAUACAUUUAGAACUUGAGCAUCCUAGCCCUCCUUGCCCUUGCAACUAGCUUCAUCUAUAGAAUAUAGACUACACUGACUCUCACAUCACACACUCAUGUAAUACAGUACAUACAAACAUAAAAUAGAGGUUUAUUAAUUCCACUAUCCAUAUCCACGUUUAUAGAUCAAAAUGUUGCAAUUUACACUAUUUUUAUGUAAAGUGAUGUAUUGUCUCAAUUUAUCAACUGGGAUUUCGAUAAAAACUUUUAUCACCAUCAUGGUUUGUUUAUACAGCGCAGUGUUUUGCACUGAUAUACAGUAUAACAAACACAGGUGUCUUGCAAGAAUAAAAAGAGUUGCAAAAUACUAAUGAGAUCAAGGAGCUCUGCUCAAAGAGCUUACCUUUGUACCCUUUGAUCAUUUCUCUGGCAAGCUGGAGGUAAUAUUUAGAAGCCCACUUUAACAACACCUUUAUCCCUCUAAAGUAAUUAAAAAGUCUAGCAAGUACAUACCAGUAAACAUAAUGCACUUCAGAGUGAAGAUACAUGGGUAAAGCGAGUAGGGAUGAGCAGGUCUAAUGGGACAGAAUAAGAAGUGGAUGAAGCAAAAUUCAAUUGAAUUGAAUUUAGAGUGUAGUCUGGGUGGGAAUGGGAGUGACCACUUUGUUCAUUCAUCUACAGCAGUGAUCCCCAACCAGUAGCUCUUGAGCAACAUGUUGCUCACCAAGCCCUUGGAUGUUGCUCUCAGUGUCCUCAAAGC
Molecule: messenger RNA, 2443 nt
Organism: Xenopus laevis (African clawed frog)
Lineage: Eukaryota; Metazoa; Chordata; Amphibia; Anura; Pipidae
Gene: aqp9.S
Product: aquaporin-9
Exons: 6
Coding region: 98-1018 (306 amino acids)
Biological process (GO): glycerol transmembrane transport; urea transmembrane transport; water transport
Cellular component (GO): plasma membrane; basolateral plasma membrane; membrane
Molecular function (GO): water channel activity; glycerol channel activity; urea transmembrane transporter activity
Source: RefSeq, a predicted model, not a curated record